CUGUGAUGUCGGAAACAGAGAGCACAAGUACAACAGAGUACAACUUUGGACUGCUGUGACAAUCAUAACGCUUAGUAUUGGACUGUGGUUUUGUUCCCAAAAACGUGCCUUAUGACCUUGGAUCCCAGCUCCUCCCGCAAGUCCAAAUUGGGAGUUGAUCUAACGAAUUUAAGCUUCCUCUUCGAAGCUCUUCGAUCGUGUCUCUCCAUCUUAUUUUGCCACCAUCAUCACCCAGAAAUCCUCCCCAUGUCUGAAGAUACUACUCCCUCGAGAAUCCGGACUCAUAUACUGUGUUUCGACGGAACUGCGAGCGAAUAUGACUCGGAGAACACCAAUGUCGUCAAGUUUUUCGCUCUUGUAGAGAAGGAUAAUUGCGAUGAUCAACUGUGCUACUACCAGGCAGGAAUCGGUACUUUCUUCGCCCCUGGAGUGGUUUCUCCCUUGUUUCAAUGGUGUGCUAAAGUCCUCGAUGAAGCAUUCGCAUGGUACUUGGACGCACACGUCAUGGAUGGAUAUAGAUUUUUAAUGCAGAACUUCCGCACAGGAGACAAGAUUUGUCUCUUCGGUUUCUCUCGCGGAGCAUAUACUGCCCGUGCGUUGGCCGGUAUGCUGUAUAAGGUGGGUCUUUUGCCCCGGGAUAACCAAGAGCAAAUUGUAUUCGCAUAUAAGCUCUAUACUCGUACGGAUAAUGCUGGUAUCAGGUUGAGCGCUGGAUUCAAAAAGACUUAUUGUCAGCCUGUUGAAAUUGAGUUUCUUGGCGUCUGGGAUACAGUGGCGUCUGUGGGUGUAAUUGCCACCAAGACCCUUCCAUUUACUCGUGAUAAUAGUUCUAUUAAAACAUUCCGACAAGCGCUUUCACUUGACGAGCAUCGUGCUCGAUUCAAACCCAAUCUCUUUCAUCGCGAACCUCCGAAUUCAUCAGGCUCUGCAGAAGGCGAAGGUAUAAAGGUCGAAACAGACCCCAAGCCCCCCACCGAUCGCGGAAGUGAGACUGCACCCUCACCCAUGAGCAGAACUCUUUCCGACUAUUUCCGCAGAAAGAAACAAAAUUUCAAGUUCGACAUACCAAAGAUAGCGUCCAGGAUGGACGAACAAACCACGCGUGAAGCUGACGUCUUAGAAGUGUGGUUUGCUGGAUGCCAUAGUGAUAUAGGCGGGGGUUCGGUUUCAAAUUCCACUAAACAAAGCUUGUCGAACAUCAGUUUGAGGUGGAUGGUUCGACAAGUCAUGGAAUCACAAUGUGGAAUCAAGUUCAACGAGAAUGCCUUGACGCAAUUAGAGAUUCGUUCCGAACCUAUGUCAGUGGCACCUCGUCCAUCUACCGGUGACUCGUCAUCGGCACAUAGUGGGAAUAGUCAAGUUUCAUGGAAAGCGUUGGAUACACUUGACUCGCUGCAACCUCUACACGACGCACUUGUACAGAAUCCUGCUUGGUGGUUGUUGGAAAUUCUCCCAAUGAAAGCACGGUAUCAAGAUGCAGAUUGUCGGUGGCACACGACUUAUGCAUGGAACCUUGGUCGUGGACGCCAGAUAUACACCCCCAAGCCUUAUUUUCAUAUGACGGUUAAGUAUAGAUAUGACGACGUGACUCUCGCGUACAAGCCCAAAGCUCGUUGGCAGGAAGGGACUGAAGUUUACAUUGAAUAACUAUGAACAUAUCAUUUAAUAAGUAGUAGAACUACCGGUAUUAAACUAAACAGCCUUAAUUUGAUCUGGAGUCAUGGUGUGUG
Messenger RNA from Lentinula edodes (shiitake mushroom), 1730 nucleotides. RefSeq lists its product as uncharacterized. The record is from RefSeq and is a predicted model, not a curated record. The coding region runs from base 112 to 1647 and encodes 511 amino acids. The transcript has 13 exons. Lineage: Eukaryota; Fungi; Basidiomycota; Agaricomycetes; Agaricales; Omphalotaceae.